Messenger RNA from Magallana angulata, 3023 nucleotides. RefSeq lists its product as uncharacterized. The transcript is spliced from 4 exons. The coding region runs from base 2634 to 3023 and encodes 129 amino acids. The record is from RefSeq and is a predicted model, not a curated record. Lineage: Eukaryota; Metazoa; Mollusca; Bivalvia; Ostreida; Ostreidae.
UCAAAUCACAAAUUAUUGCAUGCAUGUACUAGUAAUAUGUAAAACCUAGUGAAACACAAAAGAUACUAGUAUAGGUGAAUUAUUUCAUGAGAUAUACAAUAUUGUUCUCUAAAUUGAACUUAAAUUAUUUGUACGAAUUUGAAAAUACAACACAACAAACAGACUAAAGGUAAUUAUUGACCUUUUUUUUCAUUUUCACCCCCUAUUACAAUUCCUCAAAGGGGAUCACAAAUUCAUUGAAUAAUUUAGUAGAAAACUGUGAUUACGAAGAAGGCAUCAUUUUGUUUCUGGUUAUAUUUAUACGAUAUAAAAUAACUUUGUUAGCUAGUUGGAAAUCGCAUUACAACCAGAAUCAAGUAGGUAAAGUUUCAAUGAUGUUUAGUAAAGUUUCAAUGAUGUUAACCUUUAUUAUUAUUAUAUGUAAACAUUUUCAUAACUGUUUUCAUAAAUAAUUGCAUUAACAAAUAAUGAUAAAGUUUAGAGCUAAAAAAACUAAAAAAAAAAUGUACAAUUCAACACCAUGAAAUGGUUCUAAUAACGAUAUACCUUCCAUUAUUUAAAUAUUUCAAUUACUUACAACUGGAGGUACAUUCGUAUAAUUCUUUUAUACUAAUAUGAAUCUGUAAAAUGGGUUAGGGCAGUUUACGCAUUAUAAACCGCGAAGCUAUUAAUAAUUUUUCUACCCCUAUUCAUUAUAUUAGGAACCAUAGAAUUAAAAAAAAAUAUCCAAAAUGUCAACAUACAGAAUUCUUUUAAUUAUAGGUGGUAAUAUUUUACAAAAAAGGGAGCAUAUCAAUUGGUUUAAAACUCCGAUAUUUCUUUAUUGACAGUCAUUUGUACGAUAUGCGGUUUUUUUCGAUUGAUUUACAGAUUUUUAUACAGAGAACUUUAAGUACAGCGAAUUCUCUAAUUGCACUCCCCUGAAGUAUCUGAUUAGAUUGAUUUACUGUAUAUUUAUUUUAUACUGGAAAUGGUGCAAUAAAAAUGAAUAUUUUACACAUAAUGAUAUUUGUUCAAGUAUCAUUCAAAGAAUUCUCUAAAUGCAGUCCCCAGGUGAAUUUAUGAUUUAUUUAGAUUGGUUUACUGUACAUUUAUUUCAUACUUGGAAUAAUACAUCGUGAAAUAAAUAAUUUACGCAACAAUAUUAACUUUAAAAUCCUGUGAUAAUAUUUCAUUGCAAUCCUCUGCACCAAUUUUUUAUUUUUUUUCUAAGAAUGAUGCAUUAUAGAAUGAAUAUUUUACACAAAUAAUAUUUGUUUACUUAAAAUUCAGAAAACUCCACUCAAUGCAACCCCAUGCACUAGUUUUAAUUCAUUUUUGAUUGAUUUACUAGGACUUUUACAGCACCAAACAGACAAGACUUACGUGUAUCACCAACGCAGAACCGAAAAGCUGAUCUCGGUUUUGCUUUGGUCGUGGUCUGCUUCAAAUAAUAUAGACAAUUGGUCAUUUUUCAAUUGCAAUAUGAGGUUCUGCUUCUCACACCGGGGUCUGCUUUGUUUGUACGCCCUGGGUCAGCCUGAGGUCAGCUCCGGGUCCUCCAAAGCAGACCAGAGGCAGAACCUGUGCGGAUAGAGAAAGCAGACCAGGGUUUGGUUUGGGUCUGCUUUCUGUAAGGAUUGAUAUGAGUAGUAUAGGCGUCUGUUUAACCCCCCAAAACAAUGGGCAAUUGUUUAAAAAAGAACAAUAGGAGAACAAUGGGGGAGUAUCGAUUGGAGGCAGGUGGGGACCACCUGCCCCACCUGUCCCACCUCUCCCCCUAAGAUUUUUAACCCCCCAAGACAAUGGAGAUUUAUAACCCCCCAAGACAAUGGAGAUUUAUAGCCCCCCCCCAAGAAAAUGAAGAUUUUUAACCCCACAACACAAUGGGUAUUGUAGGGGGUGGGGGGUGGUCACCCGACCCGAUAUAUGUAGACCAUCAAAACACAACGGGGUAUUGUAUGGAGAUGACAAAAGCAAGUAUUUGUCAUUGACCUUAACAAAGAGGAAAGGGAAAGCAGACCUGAGUGUAGUAAAACUGAACGUGUACUUUUAAAACAGGGUUAGAGUAAGGACACGAUCAUAUGAAUGAAAAUGGAGGAGAUCGAUUACCCGAGCGUAGUAAAAGAAAAUCGAUAUGGAGUGAAAGGUGUCCUUUUAAAUAUACAGAGAGGAAACUAUGAAUGGAGAUCGGCUAGAUUUGAAUAUCGGUGUUGUUUGAGUAAUGAUACGGAGAUUGGGUAGAUUUAAAUCUCGUUGUCGCUUGAGUAAAGAUACCCGAACGUAAAUGUCUGAGUAAGGAUGCCUGAACGUGAAUAUUUUUCUAUCUAUCUUUUUCUUUCAUUCUCUAUCAUGUUUUAACCUAAGGGACACGGUUGCGUGAGAACAUUCCACCUUCUGGCAGUUUGAAGCAAUCUCGACCAAUUGUAAUAUUGUAGAAAAUGCUGCUAGCUACAAGGAAUGUUUUUUCUGUCUAUCUUUUCUUUCAUUCUUUAACAAGUGGUUAAUCCUGAGGAACUCUACUGCGUGAGAAAACACCGCCCCCUGUCAGUUUGAAGCAAUUUCGACCAAUCGCAAUAUCGUAAAAUACUGCUGACUACAAGAAAUGUAACUUCGACAAUUUCAUUUUCUGACCAGAUCGAUCGCCGCUCAACAUGAACACGAACUGUAGGUUGAUUAACGGACGUGCUGUGUGCCCGCCAGUGCAAUUUAUCACUCCCAGAAUGUGGGACCAAGAGUCCGAUGAAUCUCUAGACAUUAGUAUAACCGCAUUGGUUCUGGCCCUCCUCCUCCUGCUCGGGUGGAUAGCCAAGAGGAUGAUGAGACACUGCGCCCGAGUGAGGAGGAGGAGCAGAGGUUUAGAAACUGUUCCAAAGGAACGUUUUGAAAUAGAACCCCGGCAAGGGCUCAACCCCCAAAGACAAUCUGCACCACCCCCGCCACCCCAAGCUAGGUCGCUACCAGAGCCACCCCCGCGGGCGACUCCAGCCAGGUCUCUGGCACACCCACCACCGCGGGCGCAUGCGGGGGGGGGGGAAAUAUAA